Pestalotiopsis fici W106-1 is the source of this 1440-nucleotide messenger RNA. RefSeq lists its product as uncharacterized. Gene Ontology annotation, molecular function: hydrolase activity, hydrolyzing O-glycosyl compounds. Gene Ontology annotation, biological process: glucan catabolic process. The transcript has 2 exons. The coding region runs from base 1 to 1440 and encodes 479 amino acids. The record is from RefSeq and is a predicted model, not a curated record. Lineage: Eukaryota; Fungi; Ascomycota; Sordariomycetes; Amphisphaeriales; Sporocadaceae.
AUGUUGCUACACAGUAUAGUAGCGUUUGCAUCGAUACCGAUUGCAUUUGCAAAGGUUCAAUUUUUGGGUGUCGCGAUCGCCGGAGGAGAUUUUGGAUGCCAAAUUGAUGGAACAUGUCCGACCUCAUCGGUUCAGUUUGCCGGUGAUGCCUCUGAUCAAAUGAGCCACUUUGUUGGUGAGGGCAUGAACUUGAUGAGGAUUCCUACAUCGUGGCAAUUUCUUGUAAACAAUCAGUUGGGCGGAACUCUGAACGAUGCCAACUUGGCAAAGUAUGAUCAGCUCAUUCAAGCCUGUCUUGGUACAGGAGCCCAUUGCAUGAUCGAUAUUCACAACUUUGCACGCUGGAAUGGCGGAAUCAUUGGCCAAGGCGGACCAUCAGACGACCAGUUUGUCAGCCUUUGGACUCAGCUGGCCACAAAAUAUGCGGCAAAUGACAACAUUGUGUUUGAGAUCAUGAACGAGCCGCAUGAUUUAGACAUCGACCUAUGGGCGCAAACCUGUCAGAAGGUAGUGACAGCAAUCAGAAACGCCGGAGCGGCAUCGCAAAUGAUACUUCUUCCUGGUACCAACUUUGAUAGUGCCGCAACUCUUGUGUCAAGUGGUUCAGCAGACAAGUUAAUGACCAUCACGAAUCCAGAUGGCAGCACGGAUGGCCUGGUCCUCGAUAUCCACAAGUAUUUGGACGAAGACAACUCGGGCACGCACGAAGAAUGUGUUACGGAUAACGUGGACGCUUUCACUGAGCUCUCUCUGUAUCUAAGGAAUAACGGGAGGCAAGGUCUCAUUAGUGAGAGUGGAGCGUCAAGCGACGCCUCCUGCCUGACAAACUUUUGUUCACAAAACGCAUUCAUCAACCAGAACUCGGACGUUUUUGUUGGCUUCGUGGCAUGGGCAGCGGGAAGUUUCUCGACUUCAUACGUCCUCAGCUUGACGCCCUCGAAGCAAAGCGGUCAAUAUGUCGACAACAGUCUCAUGACACAAUGCGUCUUUGGUCCUUGGCUGAGUUCGAGUAACACUUCUACGCCAACCACUACGAGCCAGAUUGUCUCUUCAACUACAUCAGCAUCAUCAGUCUCUUCGUCGUCAUCAUCACUGACGGUUUCAUCAGCAAUAGCAGCAUCAACAACCACAGGUAUUGCCUCGAUCGUGCUCUCGGGUACAAGCAUAGUCAUCCCAUCGACGUGGUCCCUCCAAACCGUGACCUCGCUCCUGAUCGAUACCGAACCGCCCACUCUGUUGCCGCCGAGUGCUACUGCAUAUAGCGGCAUGACUCUCAUCACGGCAGCGACCAGUACAACCGCCACCUCUUUGGCGUCUGCUACGACUGCAUCGAGCACUUCUCCCGUGCCAACGUCUGGAUCUAUUCCUGCCUCGGCACUACUCCAGUCUGUUGUCGCCAGACUUGUGGCCUGCGGUCUGCUUGUGCUGUGCUUCUUGUGA